CCCCAGCCCCGACCCGGAUUGGUGGCCGCUCGCAAAGUUUGCGCAAAGUUUGUGCGAUCUCCGCCCGGUUUCCGUUUUCCUCCUCCGGAGAGCCAGCGAAGGACUAAUCCUGCCCCCCAGCCCACCCCGGGCUUGCGUCGGGCGGCGCUGCUUACAAAAUCGGCGGCGGAAUCGCUUCGCAGGCGAAGCAUGGAGCGCUGCGAAGGGGAAGAGCCGGAGGCGGCCGAGGCGCCGCCGGGGACGCGCCUCUUGCUGGCCUUCAAGGCGUUCCUGAGCUCCCGCAAAGGGCUGCUGCUGCUGGCCCAGGCGGCUCUCUCCUUUACCAUCUUCAUCUGCUACAUCGCUUCCACAGCUGCACCUUUCAUGAUGGUGCCGUUACUGACAUUCCUGCUCGCUCUGUGCUUUUUCGUUUCGUAUUCGCUGAAACUGAAUGAGAAGUUCCGAGGCAUCUAUUGGCUUUUGGCGGAUUUUUUGUGUGGAAUUAUUGCUGCUAUCAUAUAUUUUGCCAUCUCCAUUGCUGCUGUUUCUAAAUAUACGGACACUGCAUCGAAGGCAGCGGGGGUGUUUGGUUUUAUUGCUACCGUCGUCUACUGUGCCUAUGUCUAUUUCACCUUUAAUGACCUGGCAACAUUUUUAAAGCAGGAAGAUUCCUCCGAGACCCCCAAACCACAGAAGUCAGAAAAUGACUCAGAUUCAGAUUCCGACUGAAACCUCAAUGGAAAAGGAGGAAGGUGUAAAGAGGAAAAGAACAAAAGCAGAGGAAAAAUGAAUGUUUUGAGUAUUUUAAUCUUUUUCAGUGAACUUGAAUAUUUUAACAGUGAAUUUUACGGAUUGUUGUUACAACUGGGAUCACCAGAAUCAUGCUGGGAACAUUAUUGUGUGUAUAAUUUACACUGAAAAAGUGGAUCUACUGCUGAGGCUCAUUCAGCAUUGCAGUAGACUUUUCCAGCCGAACCCUUUAUGAACAGACUCCUUAUGUUAUCGGGGUGUAUAUAGUGUUUAUUAACAUCAUAAAAACAUGGACUUUCUUUAGUAGUAAGUAGACAUCCUGAUCAAGUUUACAAACUUUAUUAGUUCUUUAAAAAAAAAAGUUUUCUACUUAUACCAAGGUUUUUGUUCUUGAGUUCAGAAGACAAUAGCUUGCUUAUUUGUUAGAAGGGGCUUUAUUGUCAAUUUUAAAACUUAGACCGAAUUUAAACUCAGGACAAAUUCAGCAAUAAUGGAAAUAUGUUUAAAUCCCUCAUGAAUAAAGCCAAAGUAAGAUGUUUCCUUAAAAUCAUGUCACAUAGUCAUUAAUUACAUGCCUAGACAUACCAAGCCUCGUUUUAACAGAUCAUUCCUCAAGGCCAAUCAAAUCUUUAUUACAGUCAUAUACCAGCAUAAGAAGGGUGAAAUAUGAACAACAAUUUAAUAGAUAGAAGAUAGAUAGAGACUGGGGGAAGAUUACAGUUAAAAAAAAAUAAAGACUAAAAAAUAAUGUAUAUAUAUCAUUUAGAUUUUUUUAAUGUUUUAACUUUAUAAAUUAUUGCUUGUAUUCUGGCCUAUGACUAUAACCAAGAUUUGAUUUGAUUGACUGAUAGCUCCACCAGUAAUUAUGAGAGGUGAGCUAUAGAAAGCUAUGCAAGACCCAGUGGCCUUUUUUUGAGAUGGACAAAUUACCAAAAAGAAUCUUAAGUAUAGUGUGUGAACAAGACAGUCCUGCACCUUCUGGUUGUUUUUUUCCCCCUCCCAUAUACCAGCAGUCGUUAGUCCACACUUAACAGCUGCUCUGUUUAGCAACGGCUCUAAGUUAUGACAGUGCUGAAGAAGUACCUUCACAACCAUUGCAGCAUCCCUGCAGUUUUGUGAUUGCCAUUUGCGUACUUUGCAACCAGCAGGUGGUUUAUGAACAUCACAGUCCUGCAGUCCACAUAAUCAUUUGUGCCCUUCACAACCAGCUUCUGACAAACAAGAGUCCAUGGAGAAGCUGUCAGUAAAAAUCCAAGUCGUAGUCGCUUGACGUCUCGCUUAGUGACUUGGGGUGACUCAAUAACCACAGCAGAAGUGAGGGCACGCAAGUCUGUUUUAGUCACAUGAUGUUUCCCUUAACAACUGCAUUGCUUAGUAAGAGUUGCCAGUCCAAAUAGUGAUAGCUCAACAAGGGCUAAUAAUGAAGGAAACUAUGAUGCAAUAUAUCAUUACACCAUAUUUAAUAUGCUUAGUACCAAUUUGUAUUAGUUUUGCAGCUAGGUUCAGUUAUCAAGACAAAGCAAACGUGACUUUUGAUAAAUCCUGCAGGCGGGUCCUAAAAAUAAAAGGAAAGACUCAGCAGGCUGACUUCUGAACUGGGUUAACGUAACAGUUCCGUAUAUGUUUCUCUGGAAUUCCCCUGAGGAUCGUUUUACCGUCUUUGCUUCUUUUUAUAUAGUCAUUUGCAUGUGGUUUAAUCUGUGAUAUUUUUUUUUUCCAAUUGACGGUAACCUAGUGGUGCAGGUUAAACGGAACAAGGAAUGCAUUUUGGAACUGUAGGUGGAGUAAAUCUAUUUUCAUUUUAAGGUGUUCACUAGCUUUCAUAUUAUUUAAAUAUCUGCACUAUCUGGAAAGAUCUGGGUAUUUUAGAUGUGAGAACAAUCAUAAUGGCCUAUUCUUGGUUACGUUAAUAACUUUUAUAUUAAUCUCAUUCAGGGAAACAAUUCAGGCCUUUUCUUGUUCAAAAUAAUCUUUGCAUUACAGAUUUCAGACCUAUUUUGGUCUAUAAUUCAGAUACUUAGUCACAAUGGGAUUCAAAACCUGAAUAAUGUGCAAAGUUGCAGGGGACAAGUAUUUUUGAUCAGCUGAUGAAAAACAAUGUCCAAGAACUAACAUUUGAUUAUAAAAUUGGAACAUUGCAGAAAUGGAAAGAGAAAGGGUAUGCAGUGUUUCACUGGCUGGCAUGUAGCGGUAAUGUAUCUGUGAAAAUCAAUACUAACAGAAUCAUAAAAACGAAGGCUAUUAAGUCUUAAUUUGUCUGUUUCUUAAAUAACAUCUCUGGAAUAUAAUUUUACCUGUACAAAUUUAAUUCCGGAAUUUGUACACUGAUACAAAUGCUUGAUUUAAGAUUAGGGUAAUCUCAGGUUAUGCCUAAAACAAAUCAGAAACAGCAUAAAAAUAAAGGUAUCCAGAAGCCACUUCAUUUACAGUAUACAAAAUGAGCAGCUCAGUUCCAUUGUAUUUACUUGCAUGAUUUAGACACAGUGGUGUGAUUCAGCCAGUUCGCACCACUAAGGCAGAACUGGUAGCUAAUUUUUUGUUGCCCAGGCCCAGAAUGGACUUCUAGAAGCGGCAUCCACACAGAGAGCUGGUUGUUCACAUAUAUGAAUCCCACCACUGUUUAGACAUACAUGCUGCUUAUAAAGUGACUGAGAAAUGGGUUAAUGAUUUGAUUAUGUGAAUCUUAUGCUAUCGAAUUUUGUAAUCUUUUGAUACUAUGUUAGUCUGUUUUUACUGUAAGUGUAUUUUAUUAAAAAGGUACUUUUGCCUCAA
This is a messenger RNA of Crotalus tigris (Tiger rattlesnake), 3501 nucleotides long. RefSeq names its product CKLF like MARVEL transmembrane domain containing 3 (gene CMTM3). Bases 190 to 708 code for a protein of 172 amino acids. The record is from RefSeq and is a predicted model, not a curated record. The transcript has 5 exons. Gene Ontology annotation, cellular component: membrane. Lineage: Eukaryota; Metazoa; Chordata; Lepidosauria; Squamata; Viperidae.